GGAAUAACCAAAGAGACGACCUUGAAGCGCGAGGAGCGAAGAGCGAAGGAGAUCAUUCAUUCAUGGAGGUCUACAAGGCAUGGGUUCGAAGAAAUCAAGAGUUCAUCCACUCUCUCGAAUCCCUAGCAAACGGCAUCACAUGGCUCCUCCCGGAGCGCUUCUCCAACUCCGAGAUCGGCCCGGAAGCAGGUUCUGUUAUUGUUGGGUAACCUGUUUGUCUUCUCUUAUCUCCUCGCAAUCUCCCUCUUUUUCUUCGAUUUCAAGUGUUUUUGGGUCUUCUCCUAUAGUGUAUGCGCUUCUGGGCAUUGCCGGCGAUGUCAAUCAGUAUAUCAUCGACACUGCUCCGUCCCGGACUAGUUCCAUGGGCUCCGAAAGCUCCUCUUCGUUCCCUUGGACUUUGUGUGUCUCUGCGCUUAAGAAUUUGGAGACUGUGGUUGAGGUCGCGGCUCAGCACUUUUUUGGUGAUGAUGGGAAGUGGAAUUUCAUUGCUGCCACCGAGGCCACGAAGGUGUUAGUUAGGCUAGGGAUGCUUAGGGAUAGUGGAUGGAAGAUGCUUUUGGAAGGAGGGGGGACUGUUAAUUCGGAAAAGAGUAAGGAUCUCUGGGUCACUCAAGGUGGAAUCAGGCGUGAUGGAAGACCAGUUGAAAAUUUUUAUGGUGAUAUACCUCCACAUCUGGAAAGGAGAGCUAUGGCAGCGUUGAGUCGGUUUGGAGAGAAUGCUAAGAUAUCCUCUGAUCCAAUGUGGAGGCAGAGGCUUAGACAGAGUUAUGAACCCCCUGCUGAAGUUGUGGAAAAGCCUACUUUUUCUUCCAUUUGGUUUGAGAAAGGGCUUUCAAGCCAGUUGUUACUGACAGGGGAGGUGCUCAGUAUCAUGAGGCCUCUUCUUUAUGUUCUAUUGAUUAGAAAAUAUGGAAUUCGUUCAUGGUUUCCCUGGGCAGUUUCAUUAGGGGUGGACCUCACUGGAAUUAGCUUUCUUUCAUUUGCUACAAAUCCCAAACGCAGAAGCAAAGAGUUAUGUUACCAUCUUUCUAGCAGCGAAAAGGAAGAGAUAAAACGAAGAAAGCGGAUAUUGGCUCUUUAUCUCAUGAGAGAUCCAUUCUUCACCAAGUACACCAAGAAUAUUCUUGAAAAAGGUGACAGAUGUUUUAGUCAAAUUCCAGUAGCUGGGUUCCUAAUAGCCAAGGGAGUGGAGCUUCUGAUUGGAGCUCAAACCCGUUUCACUUAUACAUUAGGCUCAUGAAGAAUGUGCCAUCAACUUAUGUUUUGCACAAAUCUGACUGCCCUUCCUUGUGGUUGGUCAAUUCUUCCACUCAUCAAAUCUCACUUGAAGGUGUUGCAUGUCAAUUUUUUCUCUAGGUGAUAGUGAUAUCCUUUAGAUAUACCAGAAGUUCUACGAGCAGGUGCCAUGUUCAGCAAUUUAAGAGCCACAAUUUUUUUUGGGUCUGACUGUUGCAGACCCUUAAUUAUAUUCUGUAUAUCUAAGUUUAAAUUGCGUAUGUCUUAUUAAAUUGCGUGUGUCUUAUGUAACAUUAGAGGUUACUGGUGCUUACUGGUAACCAAACUAUUGCCAUAAAAUACUAGUGGGAAUAAAUAUAACCUUUCUAACAAGUUGUAUAUAGAAAUUUCUGACAUGAAAAUGGUUUUAUUCAA
Messenger RNA from Dioscorea cayenensis subsp. rotundata (Guinea yam), 1650 nucleotides. RefSeq names its product peroxisome biogenesis protein 16. The coding region runs from base 80 to 1240 and encodes 386 amino acids. Lineage: Eukaryota; Viridiplantae; Streptophyta; Magnoliopsida; Dioscoreales; Dioscoreaceae. Gene Ontology annotation, cellular component: peroxisomal membrane. The record is from RefSeq and is a predicted model, not a curated record. The transcript is spliced from 7 exons. Gene Ontology annotation, biological process: peroxisome organization.